Olea europaea var. sylvestris is the source of this 2609-nucleotide messenger RNA. Its product is annotated as cryptochrome-1. Gene Ontology annotation, biological process: circadian regulation of gene expression; blue light signaling pathway; entrainment of circadian clock by photoperiod. Gene Ontology annotation, molecular function: blue light photoreceptor activity; FAD binding; DNA binding. Gene Ontology annotation, cellular component: cytoplasm; nucleus. The transcript has 5 exons. Lineage: Eukaryota; Viridiplantae; Streptophyta; Magnoliopsida; Lamiales; Oleaceae. The record is from RefSeq and is a predicted model, not a curated record. Bases 253 to 2301 code for a protein of 682 amino acids.
AACAAAAACAGAAUUUGUGGCUGCAAUCUUAUUGAACCCCACUAGACUACCAUAGCCAAUCCCCUUCUUCUCUGCUUUCUCUGUAAAAGGGUCCUUUUUUCUUGGUCGACCUUUUUGAUUAGAUUACUUCAGGCAAAUCAAGAUUCCCCAGAAAACAUUAGUUCUUCUAUAGUUCAUGGGCUAGAAUCUUAAUUGGUGAAACUCAUAUAAGAAUUUACUCUCUAUAUUGGGAUUUCGUGACAUUCUUGGAAGAUGUCAGGGGGUAGAUGUAGUAUUGUUUGGUUCAGAAGGGACCUGAGAGUGGAAGAUAAUCCAGCAUUAGCUGCUGGAGUUAGGGCAGGGGCCAUAGUGGCAGUUUUUAUAUGGGCACCUGAGGAAGAAGGGGUCUAUUACCCUGGAAGGGUUUCAAGAUGGUGGCUUAAGCAGAGUUUGGCUCAUCUCGAUACCUCUUUAAGAACCCUAGGCACUUCUCUCGUAACAAAGAGAUCUAAUGAUAGUUUAUCUUCACUUGUUGAAGUUGUGAAAUCUACAGGAGCUAAUCAACUCUUGUUCAACCAUUUAUAUGACCCCAUAUCACUGGUUAGGGAUCACAGAGCAAAGGAAGUUUUAACAGCUCAAGGUGUUGAUGUCCGUUCCUUUAAUGCGGACUUGCUUUAUGAACCUUGGGAAGUUCGUGAUGGGGAAGGUCGUCCAUUCACAACCUUUACUUCAUUCUGGGACAGAUGCCUUAGCAUGUUGUAUGAUCCUGAGGCUCCACUUCUCCCACCUAAAAGAAUCAUCUCUGCUGAUGUAUCAAGAUGCCCUUCAGACAAUUUGGUAUUUGAAGAUGAAUCAGAGAAAGGAAGUAAUGCACUUCUCGCACGGGCAUGGUCGCCUGGCUGGAGUAAUGCUGACAAGGCCCUGACGGCCUUCAUCAAUGGACCACUAAUAGAGUACUCCAUGAAUCGUCGAAAGGCUGAUAGUGCUACAACCUCGUUUCUCUCCCCGCAUUUACAUUUCGGAGAAGUCAGCGUUCGAAAAGUUUUUCAUCACGUUCGCAUGAAGCAAGUUCUUUGGGCCAAUGAAGGAAACAAAUCAGGUGAAGAGAGUGUCAAUUUGUUCCUCAAGAGUAUAGGCCUUAGGGAAUAUUCAAGAUACAUGAGUUUCAAUCAUCCAUACAGCCAUGAAAGGCCUUUACUUGGUCACCUAAAGUAUUUUCCGUGGGUAGUGGAUGAGAGCUACUUUAAGGUAUGGAGACAAGGCAGAACUGGUUAUCCACUCGUGGAUGCUGGUAUGCGAGAGCUGUGGGCCACUGGCUGGUUACAUGAUCGGAUACGAGUCGUCGUCUCUAGUUUCUUUGUGAAGGUUCUUCUGCUUCCCUGGAGAUGGGGAAUGAAGUACUUCUGGGAUACCCUAUUAGAUGCCGAUCUUGAGAGUGAUGCCCUUGGUUGGCAGUAUAUAUCUGGCACUCUUCCCGAUGGUCGUGAAUUGGAUCGUAUUGAUAAUCCACAGUUUGAGGGUUACAAGUUCGACCCCAAUGGAGAGUACGUUCGGCGAUGGCUUCCUGAACUUGCUAGAUUGCCUACUGAAUGGAUACAUCAUCCAUGGAAUGCGCCAGAAUCCGUACUCCAAGCUGCUGGAAUUGAGCUUGGCUCCAAUUACCCUCUUCCCAUUGUGGAAAUCGAUGCAGCGAAAGCCAGGUUACAAGAAGCAUUGUCUCAGAUGUGGCAGCAUGAAGCAGCGUCAAGGUCUGCAAUUGAGAAUGGAAUGGAAGAGGGACUUGGAGACACCUCGGAGUCUGCCCCCCUCGGACUUCCCGAAGACACGCAAAUGGAGAUGGACCAUGAACCUGUCAGAAACAACCCUGUGAAUACAGUAAUUCGACGUUACGAGGAUCAGAUGGUCCCGAGUAUGACUUCUUCUUUGGUCAGGUUUGAUGAUGAAGAAACCUCUAUUGAUCGCAGAAAUUUAGCAGACGAUAGUCGAGCAGAAGUACCAAUCAAUGUUAAUGUUAAUGUAACUGAAGAGCCAAGAGAACCACAUGGGCAUCAUGUUAUGCAAACGGUUAGAACCAUCAAUACUUUCCCGCAAUUUAACUUUGCAAUGGGUCAGAGAGAUACUGAAGAUUCAACAGCAGAAUCAUCCAGUAGCAGAAGAGAAAGGGAUGGGGGUGUAGUUCCAGUUUGGUCUCCCUCGAGUUCUAAUUUCUCUGAUCAAUUCACUGGUGAGGACAAUGGUAUUGGAACUAGUUCCUCUUAUUUGCAAAGGCAUCCACAGUCUCACCAGCUAGUGAACUGGAGGCGGCUUUCUCAAACUGGAUAAUCCUUACAGGUGAUGAUAUACUGGACUGGAGGUUGAGUAACAAGACAAUGUCCAUAGCGGUCCGUGGGUUGAAACCAUCAUCCAUUGUUCAACAUUCAUCUCUUUCGUCACUGAUCUUAUGUGAUGAACAAUUCAUGAUGUCUAAAAUCUUUUAAAAUUGGAUCAGGUGUUUCACUCUCUGCUUGUUUAUUGCUGUAUCAUAUAUGUAGUUUUGCUGUACAGUAUAUAUUCUCACGAAUGCAGACAUGUCAAUGAAGGGACGUUCAGUCCUCUAAUAAAUGCAGGUCUGUUCCUUUAAUUUUUAUCAA